GCGCAAACUACUUCUGAUGAUUAAUCAUCGACGUAAACAGAGAUGAUCCACAUCAAGGACCUAUGACUUUGAGGAAAUAUAUUGUCUGUCUCAUUUUCAUUUUAUCAAAACAGAUUUUUUAAUAGAAUGAUACAAUAUUUAAAAAAGGGUACAAACUGAACAAGAAUGCCACCAAAGUUUGUCAGAAAUCCGGCAGGUAGUGAUUACAGUCAUGCAAGAAGGGACGAAAAAACUUCCCUUCUGGAUGGUGAAAGUGACGAUGAAGAUUUCUUUUUAUCAGGACCAAAGGUGAAGCCAGGGGGGAGAAGAAAUGACCCAAAGAUAGACAGAUUACAGCACCAGGUCAAUGAGGUGGUGGAUGUAAUGCAGGAUAAUGUAUCCAAGGUCAUGGAGAGGGGAGACAAACUAGAGGAUUUACAGGACAAAUCUGAUAGUCUAGCUGACAAUUCAGAUAUGUUCCGCAGUCGUGCUAAAGGACUUCAUAAAAAGAUGUGGUGGAAAAACUGUAAAAUGAAGAUAGUAAUAGCAGUGAUUAUUCUUAUAAUCUUCCUUGUGAUUAUUGUUCCCAUUAUUGUGAAGUCACAGAAAAACUAAGUGAUGGCCAAUGGUUCCAAAAUCAGAGCUUUCCCAGAGGGUUUCCACACCAUGUACUGGUGAUUGUGGUAGUGUCUGCUAUUGAUAUUGUAUUCUUGUCAUCAUUCAGAAAAAUUGUGCCAUAUGUGCAUGCAUUUUCUUCAAUUGUAAAACAUGUGGGUCAUGGAGCCACAUUACUCUUUUUUAGAGUUGUAUCAUUUAAUGCUAAAAUGGGGUGUAUAGGGGACUUGAGUUAUUGGGGACAGCUUUAUAUUUUCAGUGGAAAAAUCAUUUUCUCUUUCUUAUAUCAUCUGAUACCCCUACUUUAUUUAAUGUCAUUGUGUACCUUAUUACAUCCGUUUUAUCAUAGGAAUCUGAAUUGUAGAAGUAUGACGGAAAUAACAUUCUUAAAUGAUCAGAGGAAAUUCGGUCUAUCUUAUAUUUUAUUAAAUUUGCCAGUGUUUAUUAGUUCUGCUUUGCAAACAGAUAGAGAUGUGUUAAUGCAAAAUAAUUAUGCUGCAAAUCAAGACAUCAUUUGUAAUGAAUCACAAGCAUAUACAAUUUAUGCCUGUUCUAGAUAAUGAAUUAAAUUUCAAUGACCUAAUAUUUGCCAUGAAAACAGCUAUAGUUGUAACCUUAAAAAACAUUGGCAUACAAACAAGAGCCAUGGCAUCCACUUCUCUGUGUGGAAAAAAUGUAUACAUUCCAUAGUUGUUUAGUUGUUGCAUACAAAAUAUCACAUCUCAACGCACCCAAUAAAUUCAGAAAAAUCCAUCCUUAAUUCUUAUCAAUUUUCCUUCUCAUCAGUGGAGAUUGAUCUUCCCUCAGUAUUUCAUUGGAGCUGUGUAAAACGGUUUGUCAUGCAUACAUGUAUAUUGGAAGAAUUUCUUUAUGAAAAAAAAAAAAUUAGAAGAGAAUUUGUAUAUUAACAUACAUUGUUUUUUGUAUUGGCAUCACAAUGAUAUAUGAUGUAGGAAAAUGUUAUAAUUGUUAGUAUAAUCAUUGCCCGUUUCUAUAAAAAUCUCAACUGACAAAAAAGUUUAAAUUUCAAUGUUUUGAUCUAUCUACAAUUACAUCAUCUUUCAUAUGGAAAUUUGCUUUUUUAUGUAUAUGAUGGAUUGCAUAUUUUUGUUUCUGUUUAACAUGUUGAAUCAUGAUCUGAGUUGGUUUUCUUAGAACAUAGUUUAAUUUUAGAGUAUAUAUAUGUAUUAUAAUACAUGAAAGAGAUCACAAUUAGAUGACUAAUUUGAGUCAUAAUUAACAUCAACUUUAAAUAUUGUGAUAGGACACCAAUUAAUUUAUUUUGUGAUUUAUUGUAAAACAAUGUUAUAAAGUUGUACAACACUAA
Molecule: messenger RNA, 1921 nt
Organism: Ostrea edulis (European flat oyster)
Lineage: Eukaryota; Metazoa; Mollusca; Bivalvia; Ostreida; Ostreidae
Product: vesicle-associated membrane protein 4-like
Exons: 7
Coding region: 166-594 (142 amino acids)
Biological process (GO): vesicle-mediated transport; Golgi ribbon formation
Cellular component (GO): membrane
Source: RefSeq, a predicted model, not a curated record